GGGAAAUACAGGAUUUCGAGCCCACGAUGGCUGCCCCGUGCCACCAGCUGGACCGCCAUGCUCGACACAGGUCGCAUGCUGGCGCUAGCGCCGGUCAAGAAGAAGUACAACAAGCGCACGUACAACCGCGAGCGCCAGCGCAUGCUGCAGCUGGAGCGCGUUAAGGAGCUCACGUCGCUCAAGCAGCAGAUCGCAGACCUCGAGAAGACGAUGGCCGGCUUCUCGGGCCAACUCCCGGCGCUGGCCCGCGUCGCGUCCACGGCCAUGGGCCCGCUCUCGUGGCGUGACAUUGCCGGCGCGCUCAACGAGGCAACGCUCGACUCAAGUGUACUCCACGCAUCACUCCGGCGCAAGGUCGCCCGCCAAGACGAGCUCGUGCGCCACAUGUCCAAGUGGGUGACCUCCAUGCUCCGUGUCGAGAAGCCACUGGACUUUGCCGACGCGUUCUGGAAGAACAUUUCGCUCACCGAGGACCCGGACUCGCGCAAGCUCGGGUGCGAGUGGAUAGCAGAUCACUUGUUUCACAACACGGACAAGACGUUCCAGCAGUGCGGGUUUCCGGACCCGAGCUGCCUCGCCGAGUUUCACCACUUCAAUCUGGUCGUUGACGAGCACGAGCGCUGCCAGUAUGGCUGGAACAAGCAGCGGCUCCUGCCCGUCUCGUUUGAGAACGCCAGCCGCGCCUUCCAAAAGAUCCACGUCGACAACUCGAUGGGCCUUGGCCAGCGCGACUUUCUCGACGACAGUCUGCUGCAGACGGACGCCAAGCGCAUCGACUACAGCCGGCACUCGUUCGUGCUGCCGGACCGGAACGGCCCGCGCGUCGACUGGGAAAACUGGCUCUGCGGCGAGUACCUCGCAAAAGACCGGUAUGUGUUUGUCAUGCGGAGUAUUCACGCGGACCCCAAGUACCCGAUUGGCACCGUGCAGCGGAACCGCAUGACGUGGGUUGUGGUCGACCGGAUCGGUCCGUUGACGACGCGGACGCGGGAGUUUAUGACGCUCUCCAACUACUGGACGAAAGAGCGCGGCAACCUCUCGCUGGACCAAGAGGCGCGGUCAUGGGGCUGCAAGCUCCAGAAUGUCCCGGACCACCUCAAGUACCAGACCUUCAAGCAGCACAUGCAGCGCGGUGGGGACAUCCACGCCGAAAAGUUUACCAAGCAACUCUUGGCGGCCAUCGAGAGCACGCGCGCGCAGUCGCCAUAAUGUACACGAUGUAUCUUGUAUUUGGCAUACGUGGCAAGACGCCGUGAUGAGAUUAGUGUA
Messenger RNA from Saprolegnia diclina VS20, 1269 nucleotides. RefSeq lists its product as hypothetical. Bases 58 to 1209 code for a protein of 383 amino acids. Lineage: Eukaryota; Oomycota; Saprolegniomycetes; Saprolegniales; Saprolegniaceae. The transcript has 4 exons. The record is from RefSeq and is a predicted model, not a curated record.